This is a messenger RNA of Quercus lobata, 1095 nucleotides long. RefSeq names its product peroxidase 5-like. Gene Ontology annotation, biological process: hydrogen peroxide catabolic process; response to oxidative stress. The record is from RefSeq and is a predicted model, not a curated record. The transcript has 2 exons. Lineage: Eukaryota; Viridiplantae; Streptophyta; Magnoliopsida; Fagales; Fagaceae. Bases 1 to 990 code for a protein of 329 amino acids. Gene Ontology annotation, molecular function: peroxidase activity; heme binding.
AUGACAACAACCAUCAAAAUUUGCUUGGUUCUCUUUGUUACUAUGUCUAUGAUGGUGUCAGUGUCACUGGCCAUGCCCUCAUUACUCAAAGUGGGUUACUAUCAAUCAACUUGUCCUUCUGCAGAGAUCAUUGUGAGAAAUACUGUGAACAAAGCUGUGUCAAGGAACCCUGGCCUAGCUGCUGGCAUCAUCAGAAUGCAUUAUCAUGACUGUUUUGUCAGGGGUUGUGAUGCCUCUAUCCUAUUGGAGUCAACACCUGGAAACCAAGCAGAGAAGGAAAAUUUAGCGAACAAACCCUUACGAGGCUUUGAAGUGAUAUAUGAGGCAAAGACUCAACUUGAAGCUCAAUGCCCACAAACAGUUUCUUGUGCAGAUAUUAUUGCAUUUGCUGCUCGUGACAGUGCUUACAAAGCUGGAGGCAUAAGUUACAUGGUACCAUCAGGACGCCGUGAUGGCAGGGUUUCCCACAUAGAUGAGCCUAAGAAAAACCUUCCAACAUUUGACUUCAAUGCCAAGAAACUCAAAAAAUGGUUUGCUAAAAAAGGCCUUAGUCUUGAUGAAAUGGUGACACUUUCUGGGGCACAUUCUAUAGGUGUGUCACAUUGUUCUUCUUUCUCAAAGCGGCUAUACACUUUCAAUGCAACAUAUCCACAAGACCCUUCAAUGGAUCCCAAAUUUGCUAGAGCCUUAAAGACCAAGUGUCCAAAAAAUGCUGGCAAUGACUACCCAAUAACUGUGCCCCUUGAUGUACUUACACCACAUAGGCUUGAUAAUAAGUACUAUACAGAUUUGAAGAAUCACAAUGGAUUAUUAACUUCUGAUCAAACUCUUUUGAGCAGCUCUUCAACGGUUGAAAUUGUCAGGAAUAAUGCAAAGCAAGGUGAAAUAUGGGCUUAUAAGUUUGCAGCAGCUAUGGUGAAAAUGAGUUACAUUGAAGUGAUCACAGGGAGCCAGGGUGAAAUUAGGAAAGACUGUAAGUUUGUGAACUAAAUUAUAGGCUGUGUGGCAAUUAAAAUUAUUCUGUAUUAUUACUUACACGGUUUCAUUCUUCAAGGAUGAUUCAAGUAUAAAUAAGUUCUUCUGUAAGCCUUUGAA